AUGUUUUUGCAAAUUUUUGCUCUCUCCAUUUUCAUUCUCUGUGCUUAACCAAAAGAGGAAAAUGAUUUACAUGUUGUGUUUGAUAAGAAUUCUAAACAAUUCUUUGAAAAGAAUGAAGUAUCCAUGAUCUUCUUCUACACUCCUCAAUGUGGCCAUUGUGAAAGAUUCCAACCUGAAGUCGAAAAAGCAGCCAAACAAUUGAAAGAAGAAGGCUUUGUCUUUGCCAAAGUAGAUGGUCACAAUUACAAAGAUAUUGCCAAACAAUUCGAAGUCACUGGAUAUCCAUCUGUUUUCCUAUCUCAAGAUCAUGGCAAAAAAUACAAGAAAUUCGAAGGACCCAGAACUAGCGAUAGUGUUAUCAUGUGGAUGUACGAAUAAUUGAAUGAAGGAACCAAGGAAUUGAAAACCAUUCAAUAAAUCAAAGACAAGAUCUCCCAAAGCCAAUUGAUGUAUCUCUACAUGGCUCAAAAUGAUGAAGACAGAGGUUUUCGAAGGUACAAGGAUUACAGUCAUACCUACGAAAACUUAGAAUUUUAUCACACUUUUUUAGAAAACGCAUAAUAAGAAUUAGGAUUCGGUCCCACAGAUUCCUUAGUGGCUUUCAAAAAGUAUGAUAAAUCUCCUGUGGUUUAUCAACCAAAGUAGAUUAAGGUUGCUGACUUAAAAGCCUUUAUUGAAACCAACUGGUUUUAGAGACUCUAAGAAUAUAAUGAGGAUGUUGCCAAAAAGAUAUUCAAAUAAGACAGAUCUACAUUAAUACUACUGAAUGAUGAAACACAAAUGAAAGAUAGAAAUGCUCAUGAUGCACUCAAAUCCAUUAGUCUUGAUCACCCUCAUGAAGAUCACUUAUUGUUUAUCAAAUGCAGUGUCACAAACCAACUAUUCCCAGAACUCUAAAAAUAAAUUGGUGAUUUCACUGGAACUCCUGCCUUGUUUGGAUUACAAAAGUAUGGAGUCUAUAAAUAUAAAUUCAAUUAAGCAUUUACCAAACAGAAUCUGGACUAGUUUAUUCUUGAUUUCAAAAAUGGAAAAGCUCAAAAACAUUUUAAAUCCCAAAAAUUGGACAAUCCAAUUUAUUCAGAAAAUGUUGAAAUACUCACAGGUAACUCUUAUCAAAAAAUUAUAAACUCACCAGAAGACUGGGUCGUUUUCUAUUAUAAUUCAUUUGACUCAGAACAUCUAACACUUUUACCUGAAUUUGCUGAGAUUGCCAAGUAACUUGCCUAAAUUAGCAAAGUAAAAUUUGCUAUUGCAGAUGUCACCCAAAAUGAAUUCAGUGAUUUCUCAGACCCUACAGACAUCUAUAAGAUUAGAUUGUAUAAAGGAAAUAAAAACUACACUAAAUUCAUUUAGAAGGUUAACAAAAUAUAAAGGGAAAGAUUGAUAAACUUUAUUAAAGAACACUCCAAUCAUGAAUUCCAUGAUGAUCGUAAGGGUAGUCAUCACGAUGAUUUGUGA
Paramecium tetraurelia is the source of this 1458-nucleotide messenger RNA. RefSeq lists its product as uncharacterized. Gene Ontology annotation, molecular function: protein disulfide isomerase activity. Gene Ontology annotation, biological process: response to endoplasmic reticulum stress; protein folding. Gene Ontology annotation, cellular component: endoplasmic reticulum. The transcript is spliced from 2 exons. NCBI's taxonomy places the organism in Eukaryota, Ciliophora, Oligohymenophorea, Peniculida, Parameciidae. The record is from RefSeq and is a predicted model, not a curated record.